Phialemonium atrogriseum is the source of this 1590-nucleotide messenger RNA. RefSeq names its product O-methyltransferase-domain-containing protein. Gene Ontology annotation, molecular function: O-methyltransferase activity. NCBI's taxonomy places the organism in Eukaryota, Fungi, Ascomycota, Sordariomycetes, Cephalothecales, Cephalothecaceae. The transcript is spliced from 3 exons. The coding region runs from base 140 to 1501 and encodes 453 amino acids. The record is from RefSeq and is a predicted model, not a curated record.
CGCCCAUUAUAAGUUGUUGAGGGGUCCAGGUUUAUAUUGACGGGAGGAUGAAAGACCAAGUCUGCUGCGACGGUGAACCACCAACACCGCCCACAGCAACCAUCCCCUUAACCCCCAGUAUCAAGAAAUCCCCACUGCCAUGGCCCAGACUGAAGAGACACUCGGCAGCCUCGCCGCAAAGGUCGCCGAGCUAACCAGCACCAUCACCAACUACCUCAGCUCAGAGGGCCUACCCCAGCCCUCAUUCGCGGCCGAUGCUCCAGCCCAGUAUCCCGCCGUGCCCGAGGUCACCCAACCACGCCUGAAGCUGAUCCAGUCCCUUUCGGACAUGCUGCAUCUCGCCCUCGGCGGGAGAGACUACAUCUUCACCCAGAGCAUAAGCGCCCAGCACGACAUGGCCAUCCUAGACGUCCUCAACCAAUUCGACUUCUGGUCCGCCGUGCCCCUCAGCGGGUCAGUCACCCAAGCCGAAGUGGCAGCACGCACGGGUCUACCCGAGGACCUCGUGCGCCGCUUCCUCCGGCACGCCGCGACGAUGCGCCUCUUUGCCCUCGUCCCCGCCGGAGACGGCGACGGGAGCGGACGGGUGGCGCACACGGCUGCGUCGGCGUUCGUGGCCCGCAGCCCGGCCCACCGAGGCUGGAUCGCGCACCACCUCGAGGAGAGCCGCGUCGCGUGCACGCGCCUCCCCGACGCGCUGCGGCGGUUCAGCGUCGGGAGGGCGGGGGCGGCGCAGGAGCUGGGGGAGACGGCUUUUGCGCUUGCGUUUGGCGGCGGGGAGGGGGAUGGCGCGGGGACGGGUGUGACUUUCUGGGACUUCAUCCGGGAGGACGGCGAGGGGGAGAGGAAGGGGUUCCGGACGGGGAGGUUUGCGCAGGCUAUGCAGGCGGGGCGUGGUUCGUCGGGGGUGGACUUUGGGGGGCUGUUGAGGGGUGGGUUUGACUGGGAGGGCCUUGGGGAGGGCACUGUUGUUGAUGUCGGGGGUUCGUCGGGCCACGAUGCGGUCGUCCUCGCCCAGACGUACCCAAAGCUCAAAUUUGUAAUCCAAGAUCUACCACCGGUCGAGGAAGCGUUCAACGGCAAUGUUCCCGAGGAGUUGAGGCCGCGCAUCUCCUUCCACCCGCACGACUUCUUCACGCCCCAGCCCAUUGCGGCGGACGUCUACUUCUUCAAGGCCAUCCUGCACGACUGGCCCGACAAGUACGCCAGCAAGAUCCUCGGAGCGCUGGUCCCGGCAAUGAAACCGGGCGCGCGCAUCAUCCUGUGCGAGGGGGUGUUCCCGCCGACUGACAGUGAGGAGUGGCGCUCCCUGCCCUUGACGUCGCAGCGAACGCUGAGCGCGAUGGACUUGCAGAUGCUAGUCUUGUUCAACGCGAAGCAGAGGACGGUGGAGGAUUGGAGGAAGUUGGUGGCGGAUGCGGACAGUAGGCUGGAGCUUGCGAAUGUGUACCGGCUGCCUGGAUCUGCUUUCGGGUUGCUCGAGAUUGCCUUCCGCGGCUAAGGCAUGCCAGAACUAUCUAUCACUCAAGUUAAGAGGCCCGGGGGUUCGACAUUGUGCCUGCAUUAUUCCGCCAGUUCUACUAGAUACGU